Brachypodium distachyon (stiff brome) is the source of this 3106-nucleotide messenger RNA. RefSeq lists its product as uncharacterized. The transcript has 7 exons. The coding region runs from base 1248 to 2846 and encodes 532 amino acids. Gene Ontology annotation, molecular function: glycosyltransferase activity. Lineage: Eukaryota; Viridiplantae; Streptophyta; Magnoliopsida; Poales; Poaceae. The record is from RefSeq and is a predicted model, not a curated record.
ACAGCGCGGUUGGUGGGCGCUUCACGACAGAUCAUGACAGACCGCUGAGCAAAGCUGGGAGAGCUGAUGCAAUCAGUGUUUCUGAUAAACUUCAACAGAUGGGCUGGAUACCUGAGCUUAUCCUAUGCAGCAAUGGAUGGUCAAACUGCCGAGCACUUGCAGAAGGCAAUUUGUGAAUAUUCAUCUGAUGAGAUACUAACCGUGAUGUGCAUGGGACAUAAUAAAGGAUGGGAAGAAGCAGCCUCUAUGUUUUCUGGAGAUUCAGUGUUGCUCCAGACAUGUAAUGCUGCAUUGCUAGAAGCUGCAGGGAAUUCCUGGGUUGAGGCUUUCUCACAAGCUGGACUCGGUGGAUGGACGCUUCAUGGCAUUGUAAAGCCAUAAUUACUGUAACUAAAUCUAGAUGCAGUUUUUGUAGCCAUUUCCAUUCUCAUCUUGCUGGGUAUAGCUACCGUUACAUGUUACCGGAGGUUGCUAGAUAGCGAGUCAAUGCAUUUCCUUCAACCAGAUAAGCCACAUCAAAAUAUGGGCACAAUAUGACCACGAAUUACUUAUCUGGGAACCAAGUCUAUGCUGCUGUUAGAUUUAUUAGAGAAAUACAUAGAAAUGGAAUUUCCAUUGCCCCAUGCAUGUAUUUGCUCGCUGUAACUGUGUUGCUCGUUUGCUGCUUAUCAAGUUAUUAAACUGCAGUAGCUAGCUAACCAGAGCAGGCCAGCAACUGGUCAAUACCAUAAAAUAAAGUCGUAAUGACUAUAAUUCCUAUUGCCAAACAUCACCCGGUAUGGAGCCAAGGAUUCUUGAGGGUGAGGCGACCCGGUCUCUAGGCAGCCGGCAGUAUAUUAAAGUGGUGAAUGUCAAAGGAAGCAAGCAAUUUGAUACCUUCCCAGCUUGUUCCACGAUUCCAGCCUGAAUAGGACAGCUCAAUAAUCAGGAACGCCCCGGCCUCCUACUGCCCACGAUGGGAUUAGGUAAGAGGUCCAGAUCAUAAUGUGGACAAGUCAAAGCAAGGAAGGAAUCAGAGAGGAAGGAAGGACGCAGCCUCUAGUCUCAACGUGCCGAACUAGUAGCUAGCCCCCAACGAACAACAAUGUUUUUGCAAGAGGCCAAUCAUCGCCCACAUGUUUACAUCAUCGCCUUGGCUGUCCGAAUUCUCUUUAAACAUUACCAAAAGGAAAGAGCUCUUCUACAUCGCGCCUGCUUUUUGUUCUCUUGUGCUUGCUGGGGGGAAUUGGUCGUGUUAGCGUGUUCUCAUGGCGUCCACGGCGUACACGCGGCCGUCCAAGCCGCCGGGCUUGGCCGGCGAGCGGAGGCCGGCGGCGCGGCUGUCGAGGGAGCUGGGCAGGAUCGAGCCCAAGAAGCUGGGGAUCGGGCUGGUCGCCGGCUGCUGCCUCGCUCUGCUCACCUACAUCUCCUUUGCCCGGCUCUUCGCCAUAUACUCGCCGGUCUUCGAGAGCACGUCGUUGGUGAUGAAGAACGCCCCACCUGCAUCUACGGCAGUCCCCAGUACGGAGUCCGGGACGGUCCAGCAGAAGAUCGAAUUGGAGGAUGAGAAAGAUGUCGUUGAAGAUCCGAAAGAGCCCAGCUUUCCAGAGGAGGAAAGAAAGGUCGAAGAAAAGGAGGAGGAGACCGCAGUAACGAAGCCAUCUGGUGGCGGCGAUGCAGCAGAGACCAAGAUCAUCUGCGACGAGAACGGCGUGGACGAGGGCUUCCCUUACGCGCGUCCAUCCGUGUGCGAGCUGACGGGUGACAUCCGGAUCAGCCCAAGGGAGAAGACCAUGUUCUUCGUAACCCCAUCCGCAGCCGGUGCCGCCGCCUUGGACGCCAACGGGGAGAAGAAGAUCCGGCCGUACGCCCGGAAGGACACCUUCCUGCUCCCGGGCGUCGUGGAAGUCACAAUCAAGUCCGUGCCGUCCGCAGAAGCCGCGCCGGCGUGCACCCGGCAGCACGACGUGCCGGCGGUGGUCUUCUCCGUGGCCGGGUACACGGACAACUUCUUCCACGACAACACGGACGUGAUGAUCCCGCUGUUCCUCACCACGGCGCACUUGAGGGGCGAGGUGCAGCUCCUCAUCACAAACUUCAAGCCAUGGUGGGUGAAGAAGUUCACGCCGCUCCUCAAGAAGCUGUCAAACUACGAGGUGAUCAACUUCGACAAGGACGAGGAGGUGCGCUGCUUCCGGCAAGGGAACCUGGGGCUGUACAGGGACCGGGACCUGAUCCUGUCCCCGCACCCGACGCGGAACCCGCGGAACUACACCAUGGUGGACUACAACCGGUUCCUCCGCGGCGCCUUCGGGCUGCCCCGGGACGCCCCCGCGGUACUAGGGGAGAAGACGAGCGCCAGGCCGAAAAUGCUGAUGAUCGAGAGGAAAGGCACAAGGAAGCUGCUGAACCUGGCGGCCGUGGUGGCAAUGUGCGAGGAGCUCGGGUUCGCGGUGACCGUGGCGGAAGCCGGUGCCGACGUAAGGGGCUUCGCGGAGACGGUGAACGCGGCCGACGUGCUCCUGGCGGUGCACGGCGCCGGGCUGACGAACCAGAUCUUCCUGCCGACGGGGGCCGUGAUGGUGCAGAUCGUGCCGUGGGGCAAGAUGGACUGGAUGGCGACCAACUUCUACGGGCAGCCGGCAAGGGACAUGCAGCUCCGGUACGUGGAGUACUACGUGUCGGAGGAGGAGACGACGCUCAAGGACAGGUUCCCCAGAGACCAUUACGUGUUCAAGGACCCCAUGGCCAUCCACGCGCAGGGAUGGCCGGCGCUCGCCGACAUCGUCAUGAAGCAGGACGUCAUGGUCAAUGUCACCAGGUUCAAGCCUUUCCUUCUCAGCGCGCUCGACAAGCUGCAGGAGUAGGGCGAGUCAGGACAAGUGUUCGUUUUUGUUGGUUGCUUAAUUUGUGCGUGCGUGCGUGGUCAGUUCGUUUGGGACAUACAUAGGUUUCGAUAGGGCGCCAGCGGAGUUUCAUUCUGAUUGUUACUUCAACCAAAGUUUUUUAUUUCUAUUCCGUCGUAUGCUAGUAGUACGUACUACGGAUUGGCAUGGAAGUUGAGGGAGCCAGGGAGGUAAACUAAAAGAAGAUGAUGUCUACAGAAUGAUACUACAGUUCCUAGAGA